This is a messenger RNA of Papaver somniferum (opium poppy), 1329 nucleotides long. RefSeq lists its product as uncharacterized. Gene Ontology annotation, molecular function: phosphatidylglycerophosphatase activity. The record is from RefSeq and is a predicted model, not a curated record. The coding region runs from base 1 to 1056 and encodes 351 amino acids. NCBI's taxonomy places the organism in Eukaryota, Viridiplantae, Streptophyta, Magnoliopsida, Ranunculales, Papaveraceae. The transcript has 5 exons.
AUGGGUGUGACCGUUUUAACGGGUGUUUUAUUGGAAAAAACGGGUGUUUUUGAAACCUUGACCCUAACCAACUUAUAUCCACUUCCCACUUCCCACUUCCCAAUCUCCAUUCAAGAUAAUAACACUCCUAGUACUAGUAGCUGUAGAAGAAGAAGAAAACCCAUUUCUUUGUCUUUUCACACUAAAGAUAACUCAGAUCACUACUAUAAAAUCCCUAAUUCCCAAAACCAAAACACACUCCUUUAUUAUUUAACAAAAACCAUAUUUUUAUUCAAGAAUAACAAGGAGGGAGGGAAUCAGACCCCAGAAGAAGAAGGAGGAGGAGGAGACAAAGGGGUCAAGGAACAAGAGAGUUGUGAAAAAUUGGGGGUUGUGAAGAUGUGGUGGACUAAUUUGAAGGCAAUACUAGGGCAAAGAUUGAAUAUUGAAGGAAUUACAUCAUUUGUGAAUGUUGUGACAAAAGAUAGAAAUCUUGGCAUUCCACACAUCACUGUGGAAGAUAUAAGAUGGAUUGAUUGGGGAGAAAUGAAAAAAAGAGGUUUUAAAGGUGUUGUGUUUGAUAAGGAUAACACUCUAACACUUCCUUAUUCACUUUCAUUGUGGUCUCCUCUUGAAACUUCGUUGGAUCACUGCAGAUCUGUUUUUGGUGAUAAUGUUGUUGUUUUCAGUAAUUCUGCUGGGUUGCGACAAUUUGAUGCUGAUGGUACCAAAGCUAGAGCUGUUGAGGAAUCUAUCGGAGUUCAUGUUUUAAGGCAUUCUGUUAAGAAACCUGCUGGUGACGCCAAAGAAAUUGAAAAAUACUUUGGUUGCGGGACUUCUCAACUUCUCAUGAUUGGUGAUCGACACUUUACAGAUGUUGUUUACGGGAACAGAAACGGAUUUCUUACUAUUUUAACGAAGCCCCUUAGUCUUGUUGACGAACCUUUCAUUGUUAAACAGGUCAGGAAACUUGAAGGUUAUUUUGUGAACUAUUGGUAUCAAAAAGGGUUGAAGCCAAGCAAUCAUAAUUUACUUCAAGAAGCACUUCUAUGUAAGAAGCGACCGCCACCUUUGUGAGAACACAUUGGGAUAUUAUACACUUAUGCAAAUUGGUUGUUCUGUUUCUCAAAUGAAAAACAGAAAGUUAGCAUGGCAAAGAUACCGAAGAGAAUACUCGCAGAGAAGGAUAUGUAAGUUGUCGAGUUCGAUUUUUUAUUUUAUUUUUAUUACAUCAAAUUUGAAAUUUCUAAGAAAUAUAACUUUUAAUGGAAACAAUUUUUGUAACAUACAUUUUAGAUUAAUUUUCAGUUGUGUCAUCAAUAAAUCAAAUACUGAACCUUGCAAUUGCAA